This is a messenger RNA of Drosophila busckii, 1104 nucleotides long. RefSeq names its product dimethyladenosine transferase 1, mitochondrial (gene mtTFB1). The coding region runs from base 1 to 978 and encodes 325 amino acids. Gene Ontology annotation, biological process: transcription initiation at mitochondrial promoter; rRNA methylation. The record is from RefSeq and is a predicted model, not a curated record. NCBI's taxonomy places the organism in Eukaryota, Metazoa, Arthropoda, Insecta, Diptera, Drosophilidae. Gene Ontology annotation, cellular component: mitochondrial matrix. Gene Ontology annotation, molecular function: rRNA (adenine-N6,N6-)-dimethyltransferase activity; mitochondrial transcription factor activity. The transcript has a single exon.
AUGUCACAACCCGCAGCGCGCGUGCUAAGCAGCGGCAUGAGACUGCCACCAUUGCCUACCAUACGAGAACUGGUGAAACUAUAUAAACUGCAAGCCAUGAAGCAACUCAGUCAAAACUUUCUAAUGGACGAGCGCCUUACAGAUAAGAUAGUCAAGUCAGCGGGCCGCAUAGAUAGCAAUGACAUAGUGCUGGAGGUGGGUCCAGGUCCGGGUGGCAUAACACGUUCCAUACUGCGUCGCCAACCGCAGCGUCUGAUGCUCGUAGAGAAAGAUCAACGCUUCGGCGAAACACUACAGUUGCUGCGAGAGUGUGCAGCUCCACUAAACAUCCAAUUGGACAUCUAUCACGAGGAUAUUUUGCGCUUUAACAUCGAGCAACAUGUGCCAGACACAACGCAGCGACUACAUCUUAUAGGCAACUUGCCCUUUGCCAUCUCUACGCGCUUACUAAUCAAUUGGUAUGCAGAUCUGGCAGCUAGACGGGGCGCCUUUCGACGCAAUGACACCUGCAUGACGCUCACCUUUCAGAAGGAGGUAGCCGAACGCAUCUGUGCCCCGCUGGCUAGCGAGCAGCGCUGUCGUCUUUCAGUUAUGUCUCAAAUCUGGACACAGCCCGUGCUCAAGUUUAUUAUACCCGGCAAGGCGUUUGUGCCCAAGCCACAGGUUGAUGUAGGCGUGGUCAAGCUUAUACCACUCAAGCAGCCCAAGACACAGUUGCCCUUUUCGCUUGUCGAGCGCGUUGUGCGUCAUAUAUUUAGCAUGCGUCAAAAGUAUUGUCGUCGUGGUUAUAGCAACUUGUUGCCUCCAGAGGAACGCGAGGAGCACACACAUUUGCUGUUUGAGCGUGCCGAUGUUAAGGAUACACUGCGUCCUUUCGAGCUAUCUGUAGAGGAGUGCCUUCGUCUUGCAACUGUUUAUGCUGAACAUGUUGCAGCUUAUCCUGAGGUAGCCAAAUAUGAUUAUCGUGCGCCCAAGUAGCGUCAGCUGGAGAGCAUCAUGUAAGUCAACGAUUUCCAAGUUUUAUUCGUUGUUGUUUUUGUGUAAAAAAUUGUAUAUUGCAUAAGUCGUAAGAGAAAGACUAUUAAAUAUUGUUAAAAUGCUUAA